CCAGCACGAGACGAUCUCCAUUUCAAGGACGAAACAAGACAACAGGACACGAUUCCCAGCGGCAGCAGUUGAGGCCUCGCAGCCACAUCGACGGCGCAGACGAAGCUACACAAGGUAGCUAUGAAGAGUGGUUUGCAUUCCACGACAACUUUCAAUCAGUCAUACAUAACAAUAAUUCCUUGAGCGACGUUCAAAAAUUUCAAUACCUUAAGGCAUCAUUGACAGGCAAUGCUGCAGAGGUUAUAAGUUCAAUAGAAUUGUCCAACCAAAACUACGACAUAGCGUGGGAUCUCCUCAAGGAACGCUACAAUAACGUUAAAGUCUUAGUUCAAGCGCACAUCCAGGCUAUUUUUGAAUUGCCCACAAUGGUGAAAGAGAACGCGAACGAUCUGCGUCAAAUAGCAGAUGGUACGGCUCGACAUAUUCGUGCAUUGAAAGCUCUCAAGCGUCCAGCGGACACGUGGGACGACUUGAUUAUUUACAUAUUAAGUUCCAAGUUGAACUCAGGAACAGCGCGCCAAUGGCGAACGUCGCUCAAGGAAAGGGAAAUACCCACACUGAAACAAUUUAUGGCCUUCUUGCAUCACAGAUGUGAAGUGCUUGAAGCGCCUGUCAAGCCAGUUGGAGGCACGUCGACUCAGGGUCGCAUAAAUAUUAAAAGGCAGGGCACGCAUGCUGCCACAGUUAAGUCGCAGUGUAAUUAUUGCAAGGAAGAUCACUUAAUCUAUUACUGUGCGGAUUUUCUCAAAUUAACAAUUCCUGAGCGCAUAUCCAAGGCACGUAAGUUAAAAUUAUGUCUCAAUUGCUUGCGUUCGACAAAUCAUUCUGCCCCAACAUGCAAAUCGGGCCAUUGCAAGUUCUGCAGUGAGCGGCACAACUCGUUGCUCCAUUUAAAGGCAAAAGAAACCAACAAUUCUCAAUCUUCAAAUACGGCUUUAGAGCCGUCUCAGGUCGAGGCUAUCACUAAUUCUGUUACUACUUGCACGUCAACUUCGUGUAGCAGGAUCACGUUAUUAUCCACCGCAGUAGUGGACGUCUUGGAUCGAUACGGAUGCGGGCAGAGAUGCAGAACGUUACUAGAUAACGGAUCCCAAGCAAAUCUUAUAUCAAGCUCCUUUGUAAAAAGAUUACAACUUCCCACUCAGACAACAGACAUAGUCGUAUCGGGAAUUAAUGGUACAAUUAGCAAGUCGAGUCAUAUCGUACAAUUGACGUUUCAAUCGCGUGCCACCAAUUAUCGCACAAAUAUCAAAUGUAUUGUCACAGAUAAAAUAACAGAAAGGCUCCCAUCUCGAUCAAUAGACAAAUCCAAACUACAAGUACCCAGCCACAUAAGGUUAGCUGAUCCUAACUUUCAUGUUUCAGAUGAUGUUGAUUUGUUACUAGGAGUCGAAGUAUUCUGGGAAUUAGUCUGCCCGAAUCAAAUUAAGAUAUCACCCGGCCACCCAAUACUUCAACAAACUAAACUCGGGUGGAUCCUGGCAGGUGGAUUCACCACUAACAGUAAAAACUCCCAUGUAAACACGCUUCAUUUGUCCAUUACAAACGAAGAAUUGUCAAAUCAACUCAGCCAGUUCUGGCGCAUUGAGGAACCUCCGCAUCUAUCCGAUCCUUUUACCAUAGAGGAAAUGGAAUGCGAACAUCAUUUUACUCAGAACGUAACGCGCAAUCCUGAAGGACGAAUAGUCGUGAAGCUACCUAUCAAGGACAAUAAAGUAAAUUCGAUAAGCGAUACUAGAGCCAUUGCUUUACGUCGUUUCUACAAAAUAGAAAGGAAGCUUGAUUUUCGGCCAAUAUUGAAGCGUGAUUACGCCCAAUUUAUGCACGAGUACGUGCAAUUAGGUCACAUGACACCCAUCGAAACCGAGGAACCCGCGAACACUGAAUUGCCGGUUUUCUAUUUACCGCACCAUUGCGUGAUUAAGCCUGACAGCAGUAGCACCAAAUUGAGGGUCGUGUUCGAUGGUUCAUGCAAAGGUCCCACAGGAAUCUCACUCAACAAUGCCCUGAGAGUCGGGCCUGUAAUCCAACAGGAUCUUAUCUCUAUUCUGUUGCGCUUCCGCACUCUUCCGUUUGUUAUCACAGCGGACAUAAUAAAAAUGUACCGCCAGGUGCUCAUCGAUCCAUCUCAAACGCAAUUGCAGCGAAUAUUCUGGCGUGAUAACUCUUCUGAUCCACUUCAGAUUUUCGAAUUAAAAACCGUGACGUACGGAACCUCUUCCGCAUCGUAUCUGGCCACGAGGGCACUCAAAUAUCUAGCUGAUUUGUACAAAAAUGAUUAUCCGUUAGCUUCCCAAUGCAUGUUACGCGAUUUUUACGUCGAUGACGUGCUAACGGGUGGCACGUCAAUUGACGAAUGCAUAAGAUUAAGGGACGAGCUCAUUCAACUUCUUGGGAAAGGAGGAUUCCACCUCGCAAAGUGGGCCUCCAAUAACUGCCGCAUUCUUUCUGGGCUGCAUGACACAAUGGAAUCUAACUUGUCUCUUGACAAAACGCUCAACUGCAAGAUACUCGGAACACUCUGGAAUCCUUCGACUGAUUCAUUGCGGUAUAAUGCUCAAGAUACUGGCAAUCAUAAAUCUCUUACUAAACGUGAGUUGCUAUCAGAGAUAGCCAAGGUGUUUGAUCCUCUUGGGUUGAUUGGCCCUGUAAUAAUCAUUCCAAAAUUGCUGAUGCAGGAGCUAUGGCAACAAAAUCUACAGUGGGACGAGCCCGUUUUCCCAUCUAUUCUGUCGAAAUGGAGUCAAUUCAAGUCAGAAUUAGUCAGUCUAAAUACUUUAAGCAUAAGUCGUUGCGUAAAAUUCAGUAACGACACCUCGCAUCUCCAAUUGCAUGGCUUCGCUGACGCCAGCCAACGAGCAUAUGGCGCGUGCAUCUAUCUUCGCUCGUACACAUCAAAGGGCGAAUUUCGAACAGAACUAUUGUGCUCCAAGGCUCGUGUUGCGCCUCUCAAAGCAACUUCUCUUCCACGCCUAGAAUUGUGCGCAGCCAUGCUCCUCGCCCAAUUAGUCCACAAGGUAAGGUCGUCUGUCGAGCUGGCAAACGUCAAGCUUUUCCUAUGGUCAGAUUCGACCAUCACAUUAAACUGGAUCGCAUCCGCCUCCAGAAAAUGGUCAGUAUUUGUGGCCAACCGCGUCGGAGAAAUCCAGCGAUUGACUGAGAUUACUGACUGGCAUCACAUACAAUCAACACUAAAUCCCGCAGAUGUGUUGUCCCGCGGCCUAAAUUCUAAGGAACUAAUAACAUGCGAUUUGUGGUGGUCCGGCCCUCCCUUUCUCAAGCACAGGGAAUCAAAGUGGCCUGUCACUGAGACCACGCCGAAAAUUCAGGAAUCCGACAUGCCUGAGCUAAAAGGAGCAACCACGCUUUCUUCCACUAUAAGCCUAUUACCAAUCAGUUCGUUGUUGAAUAAAUUUUCUAAUAUCGACAAAAUAUGUCGCAUAGUAGCCUAUUGUCUAAGGGUCAUUAAGUUCCGUUUACGGGGCUCGUAUGUUAGCAAAUCAAUUACGCAUCAAGAAGCAUCCGCUGCAUUGAUGAUCAUUUGCCGCGCAGUUCAGCACAGUACAUUCUCACAAGAAAUUGAUUGUUUAAGGAAUAACCAACCAUUAAAAUCAUCAAGUCAUUUACUAUCUCUAUCGCCUUUCCUAGAUGAUAACAAUUUAAUAAGGGUAGGUGGGAGACUAAGGAAUUCCGAACUUUCCUACGAUGCGAAGCAUCCGAUUUUGUUGCCCAAGCAUCAUAUUUUAACUGAGCUUAUAAUAAAAAACACACACAUACGUAAUUUACACGCUGGCCUCCAAGGUACCAUGGCCGCGACUCGUCAAUUGUUCUGGCCUUUGGGCAUACGCUCUAUUACACGAAAAAUAAUCAAACAAUGCGUCAUCUGCUUCAAAUGCAAUCCAUCAAACUCCGUAGCUAAAAUGGGAAAUCUACCCGCUCCCAGAGUUAAGCCAUCUAGGCCAUUUACUACCUGUGGUAUUGACUAUGCGGGACCGCUGACCAUACGAGAUGGUAAACGACGAAACGCUCGUCAUAUGAAAUCAUACGUCUGCAUCUUUGUUUGCUUCGCGACCAAGGCUAUCCACAUUGAACUUGUGAGUGACUUGACCUCCGACGCCUUUCUUGCGGCCUUGAGGCGAUUUGUAUCUCGAAGGGGCAAGCCCAGUUCUAUUUUUUCGGAUAACGGCACCACCUUUGUUGGUGCGUCUCGACAAUUAUCAGAAAUCUAUGAAUUUUUACGAAAACAAGAAGUAAAGGAUAGUAUCCAUAAUUACGCGCAGGACUCUAAAAUAUCGUGGACCUUUAUACCUCCCAACGCCCCCCACUUCGGCGGAAUUUGGGAGGCAGGAGUAAAAUCGAUCAAGUUUCACUUAUAUCGAAUAGUAGGGACCGUUGCCUUAACCUUUGAGGAAUUACAAACGACUUUAUGCGAAAUCGAGGCAAUCCUCAACUCCCGUCCUUUGAUUCCUUUAAGCACUGAUCCAAAUGAUCUCAGUUUUAUUUCUCCUGGUCAUUUCCUUAUUGGCGACACACUUAACAGUCUUCCGUGCCACAGCUUGGAGAAUGUCAACAUGAAUAGACUCACUAGAUGGCAGCUCACUGACCAACUCCGACAGCAUUUUUGGAGGCGCUGGAGCCAAGACUAUCUGCACCAAUUACAGCAACGGCACAAAUGGCCCACCUCAAAGGGCGAUCAGCUGAAGGUGGGACAACUUGCCCUGAUAAAACAACCCGGACUUGCUCCACUUCAAUGGCUGAGGGGUCGAGUAGAGAAGAUCCAUCCAGGAGAGGAUGGCAUAGCCCGCUCAGCUACUCUACGAACCAACAAGGGAACACUCGUUCGACCAUUGUCGCGAUUGGCUAUCUUGCCAACAGAAGAAUGUAGCAAUAUUUUGUCUAAGACGCUGUAAAGCCUUGCUUAUUCUUAAUUAUUAUUUUUAUGUCAAGUUAUGGCAGUUCAUUUUGCCUUAUUUUGUAUUUUAGUUAUUUCCACUAUUGUAUAAUUACUGAGUUACGAACUAACUUUGCGUUUCGUAUUGUUUUUCAUUUUUUGAAAGAGCUCCUUUCAAGGCGGGCGGUGUACGAUAAAUUCAUUUCUUCGCGCAGUUAUUAUCGGCCGCAGUAUGACAGGUUCGUUCUCUGUCACUCAAUGGUUAUCGACUGCAUCCAUCGAUCGGUCGCUGGCUCGCGCAUGUUCGUGGGACUUCGGUCUCUCUCGUCGUUUACCCGGCUUCUUCGGCGCGCGCAUCUCUCUCUAGAAAGCUCUCUUAUAUAUCCACGUCGCAACUCGACACGUGUAGGAAACGCUCAUUUUAAUAAACCACCAUAAGAAAAUUACGAACAAGUUUUUGGGUCUUAAUCAAACACGCCCUACAUCGAACCAGCAAACAAAAGUUAUCAUUAAGCAAAACAGUUGUCAUGUUGAACUUACAUACUAGUUGCAGUGUUGCAAUGUUUAGUU
Monomorium pharaonis (pharaoh ant) is the source of this 5461-nucleotide messenger RNA. RefSeq lists its product as uncharacterized. Gene Ontology annotation, biological process: DNA integration. NCBI's taxonomy places the organism in Eukaryota, Metazoa, Arthropoda, Insecta, Hymenoptera, Formicidae. The transcript has 2 exons. Gene Ontology annotation, molecular function: nucleic acid binding. The record is from RefSeq and is a predicted model, not a curated record. Bases 366 to 4910 code for a protein of 1514 amino acids.